CGUCUCCCUCUCCUACCCUACCCCCCGGGCGUACUCAACCUCACGGAAGCUGCCCCGGUACGCCCCGCAACCAUAAACGCGACGCCCAGAGAAGAUGUGAGCGCGUUAAUGCCUAGCCUCGUACGCUACGAGCAUCCACAUAUCUACCAAUCCGCACACCCGGACCUUUCCCGGCCUCGGCCGUCUCACUUCAUCCCAUCCACCUGCAGCUAGCAGCGGCCUGCCGCGCGCGCUGUGGAUCAUAAGCAAGCUUCCAUGGAGCCGCCACCUUCUCCGCUGGGCGCCGGCGCCUGCGCUGUCUGCUGCAUGUGCGGCGACCGCGGCCUGCCGCACGAGCUGCUCCGCUGCAAGCUCUGCCGCGUCCGCCUGCAGCACAGAUACUGCAGCGAUCUGUACCCGAGGGCCACGGCGUACAGGAGGUGCAACUGGUGCCUGAGGGAGCCCGCAGAAGCCCACGCCCAAGCGCACGCUCAAGCUCAACCGGUGGCUAGCAAGAAGGCGGAGAAACGGAAGAUGGUGCAAUCAACGGAGACGUCCACCUCCGACGAGGAGGCGCGGCGGCAGCACGAGGCCGGAUGCGCCACUGCUACGAGGUCCAGGAGAUCGGCCGCGGAGGUUGGUCAGCCGGUCAAGAAGCCCAAGGUCGACGAGAGGCCACCGCUGCCCCCGUCGCCGGGCACGGCGGCGAAGCGGAACAGCGGCGACAAGAAGCCUAAGGUCGACGAGUGGCCAGCGCUGCCCCCGUCGCCCGGCACGGCGGCGAAGGGGAACAGCGGUGACAAGAAGCCCAAGGUCGACGACAGGCAAGCGCUGCUGCCUCCGUCGCCGGGCACGGCGGCGAAGGGGAACAGCGGUGACAAGAAGCCCAAAGUCGACGACAGGCAAGCGCUGCUGCCUCCGUCGCCGGGCACGGCGGCGAAGGGGAACAGCGGUGACAAGAAGCCCAAAGUCGACGAGAGGCCACCGCUGCCUCCGUCGCCGGGCACGAAGGCGAAGGGGAACAGCGGCGACAAGAAACCUAAGGUCGACGAGUGGCCGGCGCUGCCCCCGUCGCCGGGCACGGCGGCGAAGGGAAACAGCGGCGACAAGAAGCCGAUGCAGGCGGGGAAGCUGGCGCGGCAGGGUAGGGUCAAGGUGAGGCGGUACAAGCUCCUGGCAGAGGUGAUUAGCUGCUAGCUAGGAUCACGGAAUCAAAAGGGGAAGUAGCUAGCCACCUUCGACAUUUGGUGUCGAUGUAUGUAAAUACCGUUUACCCGUCGUGUACGGGUUUUCUCUCUCUUUUUUGGGAGAGAGUCGACUACCAUACUAGUGCUGUACACAUCUUAAGCCGUCAGUUUUAUACACCAGUUGACGUGCA
This is a messenger RNA of Triticum aestivum (bread wheat), 1357 nucleotides long. RefSeq names its product leucine-rich repeat extensin-like protein 5. The record is from RefSeq and is a predicted model, not a curated record. The coding region runs from base 256 to 1176 and encodes 306 amino acids. NCBI's taxonomy places the organism in Eukaryota, Viridiplantae, Streptophyta, Magnoliopsida, Poales, Poaceae. The transcript is spliced from 2 exons.